Messenger RNA from Salvelinus fontinalis (brook trout), 4611 nucleotides. It is a transcript of the gene lrfn4b, whose product is annotated as leucine rich repeat and fibronectin type III domain containing 4b. Gene Ontology annotation, molecular function: nucleic acid binding. The record is from RefSeq and is a predicted model, not a curated record. Gene Ontology annotation, biological process: DNA integration. NCBI's taxonomy places the organism in Eukaryota, Metazoa, Chordata, Actinopteri, Salmoniformes, Salmonidae.
UUUGUCAUGUUUUGUCAUUUGAUUAUCAUGUCUUGUCCCUGUGCUUCCCUUCCAUUUGUCUCCCUCUGCUGGUCUUAGUAGGUUCUUUCCCUCUUUCUAUCCCUCUCUCUUCCCCUCCCUCUCUUCCUCUCUCGCUCUUUCUCUAUCGUUCCGUUCCUGCUCCCAGCUGUUCCUCAUUCUCCUAACUACCUCAUUUAAUCUUUCACACCUGUCCCCUAUUUUGCCCUCUGAUUAGAGUUCCUAUUUCUCCCUCUGUUUUCCGCUUCUGUCCUUGUCGGAUCUUUGUUUGAUGUUUGCUGUUCUGUGUCCUGGUUCCGCCCUGUCGUGUUUUUGCCUUCAACAGAUGCUGCGUGUGAGCAGGUGUCAUCUAAGAUAUAUCCUGGAGUACCGUUUUGUUUAAGACUGGAAUAAAGACUCUGUUUUUGUUAAGUCGCUUUUGGGUCCUCAUUCACCAGCAUAACAGAAAGAUCCGACCAAUAUGGACCCAGCGGCUACGGAUUCUCGCAACACUGCCAUCGAGAUCCAGGGAGCAAUGCUCGGCAGACACGAGCAGGAAUUGUCUGCUGCUCGUCAUGCCGUUGAGACCCUGGCCGCUCAGGUUUCCAACCUCUCAGGACAGUUUCAGAGUCUUCGUCUCGUGCCACCUGUUACUUCCUGGUCUUCCGAGUCUUCGGAACCUAGGGUUAAUAACCCACCAUGUUACUCUGGGCAACCCACUGAGUGCCGCUCCUUUCUCACCCAGUGUGAUAUUGUGUUUUCUCUCCAGCCCAACACAUACUCACGAGAGAGAGCUCGGAUCGCCUACGUCAUAUCACUCCUUACUGGUCGGGCUCGGGAGUGGGGCACAGCUAUCUGGGAGGCAAGGGCUGAGUGUACUAACGAAUAUCAGAACUUUAAAGAGGAGAUGAUACGGGUUUUUGAUCGUUCAGUUUUUGGGAAGGAGGCUUCCAGGGUCCUGGCUUCCCUAUGUCAAGGUGAUCGAUCCAUAACGGAUUACUCUAUAGAGUUUCGCACUCUUGCUGCAUCCAGUGACUGGAACGAGCCGGCGUUGCUCGCUCGUUUUCUGGAGGGACUUCACGCUGAGGUUAAGGAUGAGAUUCUCUCCCGGGAGGUUCCUUCCAGCGUGGACUCUUUGAUUGCACUCGCCAUCCGCAUAGAACGACGGGUAGAUCUUCGUCACCGAGCUCGUGGAAGAGAGCUCGCGUUAACGGUGUUUCCCCUCUCCGCAUCUCAACCAUCUUCUCCCAUCAGCUCAGAGACUGAGCCCAUGCAGCUGGGAGGUAUUCGCAUCUCGACUAAGGAGAGGGAACGGAGAAUCACCAACCGCCUUUGUCUCUAUUGCGGUUCUGCUGGACAUUUUGUUAUUUCAUGUCCAGUAAAAGCCAGAGCUCAUCAGUAAGCGGAGGGCUACUGGUGAGCGCUACUACUCAGGUCUCUCCAUCAAGAUCCUGUACUACCUUGUCGGUCCAUCUACGCUGGACCGGUUCGGCUGCUUCCUGCAGUGCCUUGAUAGACUCUGGGGCUGAGGGUUGUUUUAUGGACGAAGCAUGGGCUCGGAAACAUGACAUUCCUCUCAGACAGUUAGGGAGGCCCACGCCCAUGUUCGCCUUAGAUGGUAGUUCUCUCCCCAGUAUCAGAUGUGAGACACUACCUUUAACCCUCACAGUAUCUGGUAACCACAGUGAGACCAUUUCCUUUUUGAUUUUUCGUUCACCUUUUACACCUGUUGUUUUGGGUCAUCCCUGGCUAGUAUGUCAUAAUCCUUCUAUUAAUUGGUCUAGUAAUUCUAUCCUAUCCUGGAACGUUUCUUGUCAUGUGAAGUGUUUAAUGUCUGCUAUCCCUCCUGUUUCUUGUGUCCCCUCUACUCAGGAGGAACCUGGGGAUUUGACAGGAGUGCCGGAGGAAUAUCAUGAUCUACGCACGGUCUUCAGUCGGUCCAGAGCCAACUCUCUUCCUCCUCACCGGUUGUAUGAUUGUUGUAUUGAUCUCUUUCCGGGGACCACUCCCCCUCGGGGUAGACUAUACUCUCUGUCGGCUCCCGAACGUAAGGCUCUCGAGGAUUAUUUGUCUGUUUCUCUCGACGCCGGUACCGUGGUGCCUUCUUCCUCUCCCGCCGGAGCGGGGUUUUUCUUUGUUAAGAAGAAGGACGGUACUCUGCGCCCCUGCGUGGAUUAUCGAGGGCUGAAUGACAUAACGGUUAAGAAUCGUUAUCCGCUUCCCCUUAUGUCGUCAGCCUUUGAGAUGCUGCAGGGAGCCAGGUUCUUUACUAAGUUGGACCUUCGUAACGCUUACCAUCUCGUACGCAUCAGAGAGGGGGACGAGUGGAAAACGGCGUUUAACACUCCGUUAGGGCAUUUUGAAUACCGGGUUCUGCCGUUCGGUCUCUCUAAUGCUCCAGCUGUCUUUCAGGCAUUAGUUAAUGAUGUACUGAGAGACAUGCUGAACAUCUUUGUUUUCGUUUACCUUGACGAUAUCCUGAUUUUUUCAUCGUCACUCGAGAUUCAUGUUCAGCACGUUCGACGUGUACUCCAGCGCCUUUUAGAGAAUUGUCUCUACGUGAAGGCUGAGAAGUGCGCCUUUCAUGUCUCCUCUGUCACUUUUCUUGGUUCUGUUAUUUCCGCUGAAGGCAUUCAGAUGGAUCCCGCUAAGGUCCAGGCUGUCAGCGAUUGGCCCGUUCCUAAGUCACGUGUCGAGUUGCAGCGUUUUCUCGGUUUCGCUAAUUUCUAUCGGCGUUUCAUUCGUAAUUUCGGUCAAGUGGCUGCCCCUCUCACAGCUCUGACUUCUGUCAAGUCUUGCUUUAAGUGGUCCGGUUCCGCCCAGGGAGCUUUUGAUCUCCUCAAGAAGCGUUUUACAUCCGCUCCUAUCCUUGUUACUCCUGACGUCACUAAACAAUUUAUUGUCGAGGUUGACGCUUCAGAGGUGGGCGUGGGAGCCAUUCUGUCCCAGCGCUUCCAGUCUGAUGAUAAGGUUCAUCCUUGCGCUUACUUUUCUCAUCGCCUGUCGCCAUCGGAACGCAACUAUGAUGUGGGUAACCGCGAACUGCUCGCUAUCCGCUUAGCCAUAGGCGAAUGGCGACAGUGGUUGGAGGGGGCGACCGUUCCUUUUGUCGUUUGGACUGACCAUAAGAACCUUGAGUACAUCCGUUCUGCCAAACGACUUAAUGCACGUCAAGCUCGUUGGGCGUUGUUUUUCGCUCGUUUUGAGUUCGUGAUUUCCUAUCGCCCGGGAAAUAAGAACACCAAGCCUGAUGCCUUAUCCCGUCUCUUUAGUUCUUCUGUGGUUUCUACCGACCCCGAGGGGAUUCUCCCUGAAGGGCGUGUUGUCGGGUUGACUGUCUGGGGAAUUGAGAGACAGGUAAAGCAAGCGCUCACUCACACUGCGUCGCCGCGCGCUUGUCCUAGUAACCUUCUGUUUGUUCCUGUCUCUACUCGUCUGGCUGUUCUUCAGUGGGCUCAUUCUGCCAAGUUAGCUGGCCACCCCGGUGUUCGGGGUACGCUUGCUUCUAUUCGCCAGCGGUUUUGGUGGCCUACUCAGGAGCGGGACACGCGCCGUUUCGUGGCUGCUUGUUCGGACUGCGCGCAGACUAAGUCAGGUAACUCUCCUCCUGCCGGUCGUCUCAGACCGCUUCCCAUUCCUUCUCGACCAUGGUCUCACAUCGCCUUAGACUUUAUUACCGGUCUGCCUUCGUCUGCGGGGAAGACUGUGAUUCUUACGGUUAUCGAUAGGUUCUCUUGCUCUGCCACACCCUCGGUCCCCGAAAUCAUUCUCUCUACCUCUUGCCUAGCAGCCACUGUGGAUUGGGGUAUUGAGACCCUGGUUCGCAAGGCACAAUGCUCCCAGCCUGGACCUGAAGGGGGCCCGGCCAACCGGCUGUUUGUCCCUAACUCAGUCCGGUCCCUGGUCCAUGAACGGGCUCAUUUCUCCAGGCUAACCUGUCAUCCUGGUUCCCACCAUACCCUAGCCUUCCAUCGACAAUCUUUCUGGUGGCCCACAAUGGUUUCUGACAUCUCUGCCUUUGUCGCCACAUGCACGGUGUGCAUCCAGAACAAGACUCCACGGCAAGCUCCUUCUGGCCUUCUUCAGCCACUACCGGUCCCUCAUCAUCCCUGGUCCCAUGUCUCUCUGGACAUUGUCACUGGGCUUCCCCCGUCUGAUGGCAAAACCGUCAUUCUGAUAAUGGUGGAUUGGUUUUCUAAGGCUGCUCAUUACAUCCCUCUCCCUAAACUACCCUCUGCCAAGGAAACGGCCCAGCUCAUGGUGCAGCACGUCUUCCGGAUCCAUGGUCUCCCGGUGGAUACGGUUUCCGAACGGGGUCAUCACUUCUCAUCUCAGUUUUGUAAGGCGUUCUGCACCCUUAUUGGGGCAUCUACCAGUCUAUCCUCCGGAUUCCAUCCCCAAUCGGCCAGUCGGAGUGAGCUAUCAGGACCUGGAGACCACCUUAAGAUACCUGGUCUCAACAAAGCCCACUACCUGGAGCCGUCAACUGGUUUGGGUGGAGUAUGCCCGGAACACGCUUCCCUGUACUGCCGCCGGACUCUGCCCUUUCGAGUGUUCCAUGGGGCCCACCCCUCCCCCCGGGUCAUCGAUGGCCAGACAGCGUAUACGUUUUGA